Molecule: messenger RNA, 504 nt
Organism: Musca vetustissima
Lineage: Eukaryota; Metazoa; Arthropoda; Insecta; Diptera; Muscidae
Exons: 2
Coding region: 1-504 (167 amino acids)
Source: RefSeq, a predicted model, not a curated record
AUGGAAUUGUCGAUUAUACCCACUGGCUUAACGUAUAAUAGUCGGCCGUGGCGUCAAUUGGUUAUGUUGUAUAAUUUCCAUUAUCAAUAUGGGCUGCCACCAAAACCCAUCUAUUGGUGGGAUAAAUGGGAUAAACGUAAUUUAAAUGGUAAUCUGGGACCCUUGACAUAUUCAGAAGAUGAAUUUCAAACAGAUGAGGCACAACUGUUUCUCUAUACAUUUGCUGAGAAUCUUAUGCAUCGACAUGGUGGAAAUGGUCGAGAGUGUCUGCUGAAGGCAAUAUGUGAAAAUGCCCAAAUCGAUGUACAUCAGGGAUUGUAUGCCGAACUGUUGUAUCGAUUUUUAAGACCCCAUCGAAACUUGGACUCAUAUUAUGUUGAUGCCUGGCAUAUGGGUCUCAAAGGUGUCGAUUGUCAAUCGAAUUAUCCAAAAGCCACCAAUUGCCUACUGGAUAAAUAUACCCAUGUUCGUGAGGAAUAUAUGGGCUAUACUACAGUAAAAUAA